Molecule: messenger RNA, 1524 nt
Organism: Ectocarpus siliculosus
Lineage: Eukaryota; Phaeophyceae; Ectocarpales; Ectocarpaceae
Source: the annotation of a GenBank genome assembly
AUGAAACGGGUUGGGCAGUUGAAGUCUACCCUGGCGAAGGCCCCAGACCCCCCCGCGGUCGCGGCCGAGCUGGCACUGCUGUACCUUGUACUCUCCGACCAAAGGGGUGCUUUGAAGAGCUUUCAGCUGGCCGCCAAGCCAUCUCCUGAACGCGUCCCGACGAAGGAAGAGACGGACAAGAGGGAGAUGCAAGAGCGCCGACUGAUGUUGCUUAACAAGGACCGGAGAGCCGAGGCUCUCGCCCAGCUGGAGGCCCAAGACGCAGAGAGGGAACGAGAGCGCGAAGCAACCGAGCACGCCAGGAGGAGAAAGGCGGCCACAGGAGUCUACCGGUGCCUCCUGGAGAUGAAGCAGCCCGUCCAGGCGGCGGAGGCUGCGAGAGCGAGGCUCGACAUGUGCGAGACGCGCGAAGAGCGCCAGCAGGUCGAGACGGAAAUCCAUGAGACGUUGCUCAAGUACGAUGGUCUAAUCGAGCCGGAAGCCACGAACCAAGGGGCGUGGCUCACGGAAUCCGCGGGGGCUCUGUCGGACCUUCACGCGGACGUGCUCCGGAGUCUGACCGGCUUUUCCAUGCACGAAAAAAGUGCAUCUCCAUCAUCUUGCUGGGGCACCUCUUCCUCAGGAGGAGCAAUGGAAGCGGUAGACGACCCGGAAGAGGGAUCGUGUGCACCAGGAAUGGAAAUCAACCACCGGGGAGGCGGCGUGGAAACAACAGGAAGAGCCGUCGGUGUCAGCGCGGACGGUUACCGAGGGAACAAUCUGCUGGAGGGCGGUGACAGCACACUGACCAAGGAGGGCGCCUUCUCAGCUACUGUCUGUGAAGGGGCGGGUUCCAGCAGGGGGUACACGUGCGGCGGCAACGGACCGCGUGAUGUUGCGGCAACAACGGCAGAAGUCGCCCCCGAUAGAAUGAACAACGCCGAGGAGGAACGAGACGUAAGAAGGAGCAGGCUGCAGGACCUCGGGCAUCUUCUCGUUCGCAAGAGGCAGUUUACCGCUAGUAGACAGGCUUUCGACGAUGCCAGGCGUGGCGGUCCCGACGAGGCUUCACUACGGGAGCGGAACAAGGGGCGAACUCCCGGUUUCUUUAUCGAUGGCGCUCUUGAGGAAGCGUCCCCGAAGAUUCGUCUGGAGCUAGACUCCAGGUGGCAGGGCGGGGUGGAGACCGAUGAUAUCCGUCGUCGCGCACUCGCCAACUUCACGGGUUUCACGGGGCUCCACCGGGGAGCCGAGACCCUCGUGGCCGUGGUGCCGGCGGCGGGGUGGGCGGACGGCGGCAACGCUAUCGCUUCCGAGAUCGCGUACGCGGAGCGCCUCUCUAGGUCGAGGAUUCAGGUUGAUUCGCUGCAGCAGCAUGUACGGACGGGGGGGGGAGCUACACGUGGCAUCGGCGGGGCGGGGGCGUGUGUGGCAGCCGGCAGAGCUGGUGGCGCCGGUGCAAAGCAGCCAACCGCCGCCGCUUCGGGGCUCAUGCUGCGCCACUUGGUACCAGCGAAGGAUGUAAUCGCUAAUAUACAGAUGUGA